This is a messenger RNA of Mesocestoides corti, 507 nucleotides long. Lineage: Eukaryota; Metazoa; Platyhelminthes; Cestoda; Cyclophyllidea; Mesocestoididae. The record is from the annotation of a GenBank genome assembly.
UCCAUGGUUACCACGCACAACGACCUCGACUACGACGAAAUCGUCCAGAAACUGGUUCAAAUGGCAGACGCAUUUGAUCGGGAUUUCUGCCAGGCUGGUCCCGUCUUACGGUUCGAAAUGGAGGCGCAUUUUCGGUACCUCCUUUGUCUGGCGGAGGCGUCCCUUGCCAACUUUCCCUGGUUCGAGCGUGACUCAUUCGGCGCUAAAGUUGACUCGUCAUGUGUGUGUGGUGUUGGGGUCAAUCAAACUCGCGUCGGCAUUCCAUCCGCCGCCCCUCCACUCCCCCCGAACGAGGCAGCCAGCGGGGGUGUCGGGAUGCCGCUGUCACGUGUCCCUCUCAUCGCUACUGGCCUAGCAACAAGGGGGUUUGACUCGGAAGUGAGAUUGACGCGCCUGAGGGAGGUGUCACGUCCGGAGUUGUACACGCACCUCGUGGCAACAGGUCGAAUCUCGGGGCCGUGUUGGCACCCUCGUGACGUGACAGCGUCCAGUCAGGCGGGCAAUUAA